Molecule: messenger RNA, 1956 nt
Organism: Pipistrellus nathusii (Nathusius's pipistrelle)
Lineage: Eukaryota; Metazoa; Chordata; Mammalia; Chiroptera; Vespertilionidae
Source: the annotation of a GenBank genome assembly
AUGGAGCUGGAGGACUCUCCCGCCUUCUCGGCUGUCCCAGUAGAGAAGAAUGAAGAAUCUCACUGCAUCUGUGGAAAUGGGCGGAAAACUGUGUCCUGGGCUGUGACCCUCAAGUCACUGGGGAAGGUGAAUUUCACAGCGACUGCAGAAGCCCUACAGUCUCAGGAAUUGUGCGGCAACGAGGUGCCUAAAGUCCCAAUGUUUGGACAGAAGGAUACUGUAAUCAAGUCCUUAUUGGUUGAGCCUGAAGGAAUAGAAAAGGAGGAAACUUUCAACACACUCCUCUGUGCACCAGAAACUGAAGUACCUGAAAAGUUGUCACUAAAAGUUCCUUCAAACGUGGUUGAAGGCUCUGCCAGAGCAACGUAUUCAGUUUUGGGUGAUAUACUAAGCUCUGCCAUGCAAAAUCUGCAGAAUCUUCUCCGGAUGCCUUAUGGUUGUGGAGAGCAGAAUAUGGUGCUGUUUGUCCCUAACAUCUAUGUUUUGAACUAUCUGAAUGAGACACGACAGCUGACAGAAAAUAUCAAAUCUAAAGCCAUCAACCAUCUCAUCAGUGGGUACCAACGACAGUUGAAUUAUAAGCACAACGAUGGUUCAUACAGUACCUUUGGGGAGCAUGGUGGUACAAGCCAAGGAAACACUUGGCUCACUGCAUUUGUGCUGAAGGCCUUUUCUCAAGCCCGGUCACACAUCUUUGUGGAGGACUCACACAUCACAAAUUCCCUCACCUGGCUCUCACAGAAGCAAAGGGAAAAUGGCUGUUUCCAGCGCUCUGGAUCACUGCUAAACAAUGCUAUGAAGGGUGGAGUAGAUGAUGAGGUGACGCUCUCCGCCUACAUCACCAUCGCUCUGCUGGAGAUGCCCCUGCCUGUUACUCACCCAGUGGUCCGCAAUGCUCUAUUCUGCUUGGAAAGGGCAUGGGAAUCCACUUCGGAAGCCCAGGGAAGUCUCGUCUAUACCAAGGCAUUAUUGGCCUAUGCCUUUGCCCUAGCAGGAAACCAGGCCAAGCGAAGGGAGCUGCUUCAAUCGCUGGACAAAGAGGCUGUGAAAGAAGGGGACUCGAUCCACUGGCAACGUCCUGGGAAACUUCAAGAAGCUGAGGCAUUCUCUUACCAGCCCCGGGCUCCUUCUGCUGAAGUGGAGAUGACAUCCUACUUGCUCCUUGCCUAUCUCACCGCCCAGCCUGCCCCAUCUUCCGAAGACCUGUCUGUAGCUUCACAUAUUGUGAAGUGGAUCACCAAGCAACAAAACCCCACAGGGGGCUUCUCCUCCACUCAGGAUACAGUGGUAGCUCUCCAAGCCCUCUCCAAAUAUGGAGCAGCAACUUUCUCUAAAAGGGAGAAAACAGUCACAGUCACCGUCAGGUCUUCACAGGCCUUCUCAGAAGAAUUUCAAGUGGACGACGCCAAUUGCCUAUUGCUGCAGGAGGUUGCAUUGCCGGAGAUUCCAGGGGAGUACAGCACCACAGUGUCAGGGUCAGGAUGUGUGUACCUCCAGACAUUUCUGAGAUAUAACAUCCUGCCUGAGAAAGAAGGGAAAGUUCCCUUCUCUCUGAAGGUUACUACUCUUCCCAAGAAUUGUAAUGGAGCAGCUGCUCACAGGAAAUUCCAGAUUCACAUCAACAUUAGUUAUACUGGAGAACGACCCAGCUCCAACAUGGUCAUUGUUGAUGUAAAGAUGGUGUCCGGCUUCAUUCCUGUGAAACCAUCAGUGAAAAAGCUCCAAGAAAGGCCUCAGAUUCAAAGGACUGAAGUGAGCACGAACCAUGUCCUGAUUUACUUCGAGGAGCUAACCAAACAAGCCUUGAGUUUCUCCUUCUUGGUGGAACAAGACAUCCAAGUAGAUAAUUUAAAACCAGCUUCAGUAAAAGCCUAUGAUUAUUAUGAGACAGAGGAGUUCACCAUUGAAGAGUACAGUGCUCCAUGCAGUGCUGAAUCUGAACAUAGAAAUGCUUGA